AUGACGAUCAAGAGGAAAAAAGAAGAGACAGAAUUAUCAUCGGAUGAUGAUGCAUCAUCAUCCCUGUCGAGCGAGGAAUCAUCGGACGAUGAAGCAACCACUGAGUUGUUGAAAAGAUAUAUCUCGUCGGGGCAACGCAUGUUGGAUGAGGCUUCAAAAGCUACACUUUUUGCAAGCGUUCCCAAUAACACAACAAAUGCAGUAUCUUCAUCUUCAUCAUCAAAUAGUAAUGGAUUAUUGUCAUUACUGCACGAAAAUGAAAAUAUUAUAGGUAACGGACAAAGUCAGCAUGAACCAAAUGCGCCAUUAACACCAAUCCAUCAUGAUCAUCUUUCAUCGGAACUAAAUUCAGAUAUUCAUAAUAAUAACAAUUAUGAUGUUAUAAAUCCAUCACCUAUAGUAACAACUAACACAACAAUCAACGAUGCAUCAACGCCGAAUGAUCAUCACGUGACAAGUGUUCAAACUCCAUACACCAACACUGUUGUAACUCCUAUGCAUAAUUUUCAAUCCACCAUGGACAAUACACGAAUGAUUGAUGAAGAAGAGGAUGUUGCCAGCAGUGUACAAUCCAGAUUAUUCAUGUUAAAAAACGGGUUACGGCUUAAUUCUGAAUAUAGAGAAUUAAUUCAAGCUGAGCUUGAGAAGAUUGAGCAAGCACAACGAAAUGUUGGAGAUUUGCAGAGAGAGCUAAGAACAGAGUUUUUGCAGCGUCAAAAAGGUCCUCCAAUGUCACUCUAUCCUGCACGCAAGAAUUUAGCACAAGCAACUGGUAAAAUUUCUAAGAAAUUAGCUUGUGAAUAUUUUGUGACCUUGGCACAAAGCAAACUAAAAGCAGCUGGAUCUAAUGCAAUUAUUGUGGACAAGUUCAACACGACUCUGGUAAAAUCAGAGGCAUUAGCAUCGAAGAAUAGUAUCGAUAAACCUAAGAAACCAAAGAAAAACCAGAAAAAGAAAAAAAGAAAUACUGAGGACGAAGAAUACAUUAGUGAAUCCGAAUUUGUAUAUUCAGAUGAAGAGAAUGUGGUGGACGAUGAAAUGGAAAUAGACACAUCAAUUCCACAAGAAAAAGACAAUGAUGUAACAGUAAUAGAAGGUCCAAAACCAAACGAUGAUGCAAUUAAGAGGCACAGCUUAAUUGAUAAAACAGUUAUCGUUGACACCAGAAAAUGGACCACCAACGAGAUUAAGAAUUUACGGUAUGCCAUUAGACUACAAUCACAAGAGUUGAAAUGUGCAUUUAUCCUCGAAAACUACAAAGGAAAUAGCGCUCUCAUCAAAAAAGAAUUUGAGAAUAUUUCUAAAAUGCCAGGUGAAGAAUUGGAAAAUAUUGAAACUUCUAAAAUAGAUUGGGAAAAGGUGGCCAUGUAUCAUGUAAAAACUAGAAAGCCUGAAGAAUGUAGAAAAUAUUGGGAAAUUGAGCUUGCCAAAGACAUCAAAAAAGAAAAUUGGACAAAAGAAGAAGAUUUAAAAUUACUUCGUGUUGCCGAGGAUUAUAAGGGCCACGAUUGGGAAAAAAUUGCAGAAAAGAUGUACGAGAAUCAGGAGCUCACAAGAAGACCAAUUCACUGUUUCAGAAGAUAUCAAAGAAGUUUAAAUACAAACAUGAUGAGAAGUAAAUGGACUCCAGAAGAAGAUGACAAAUUAAUGGAAGCUGUCAAAUUAUUUGGAGAAAAGAAUUGGCAGCAAAUUGCAAAUCAACUCGACGAAAGAACAGGCCAACAAUGUCUACACCGUUGGAUGAAAACUUUAAAUCCAGCAAUCAAGAGGGGAAGAUGGACCGUCGAGGAAGAUAAACGAUUGUAUUUAGCGGUUCAUGCUUAUCCACCGAACAAUUGGGUGCUUGUAAAUAGACAUACUCCAGGCAGAACAGAUGUACAGUGUAGAGAACGGUGGUGCAACAUUUUGAAUCCUGAUUUAAAGGUUGGUCCUUGGACAAAAGAAGAGGAUGAAAGUUUAAAGAAGGCAAUCAAAGAGCUAGGUGCAGGCAAUUGGUCUAAAAUUGCCGAAGUCAUGUAUCCCAGAACAGAUAAUCAAUGUUGGAGACGAUGGAGACUAAUCAGUUCUGAAGAAGUUCCAGAUUAUAGAAAAAAGAUUUUGAAACGAGAAAAGGCGCUUGUAAAAAACUUUGUCGGUAGAGAGAAAGAAAGACCAGACAUCACUGCUGACGAUCUUGAAAUACCUCAUCCAGAAGAAGAAGAUGACAGUAUUGGCUAUCACAUUAAGGAAUUUGUUAACGACACUAGGACCAUAUUUUUUGCUUCCAAUAGAAGCAAUAACUUGUUGUCACAAUCCAUAUGCUUGGAGGCGUUGUCCACUCUUGAAAAGUCUCUUUCCAUUCCCAAGCUGAAGAAUAUUUUAGAAAUUGAAUGGCAACGGAUGGAGCAAAUUCGAUAUCUCGUUGAAAAAACACCUUACUUUAUCGGAGUGCCACCUUCUAAUUUUGUGAAGAGAAUAUUUCAUCUCUUGAGUGCAUAUCGACUUCCAACAGAGUUGAACAGCUGUCACGAUACUCAGGAUUUACCUACAACUCACCCAUCCUCCAACCACCUAGAUAUGACUCCUCAACAGCAACGAAUUUCACACUUCAAGCAAUCCAUUCCUCCAGUACAAGCAAACACUCCAAUAUUUACCACACCAUGUAUCAUUCCAACGAAUCUCUUUCCCUCUCUUCCAUGUAUUCCUGCAAGUGCUGUAUCCCUUAAUGCUUUGGCAACACUUCACGAAAUUUUGAACAAGCAAGGUAAAUCAACCUCUCAAAAAACAACAACAACUGUGAACGUUGAAGUAAUAGAUGAGAAUAACCAACAUUUGGAAUCACAAUCAAUACUUUUAAAGAGUGUGAAAAUGCCAACAUUUGAAUCUCAGAUUAAGGAUGCACCCUAUGAUCCUCCAGUACUCAUUCACAAUGACCCCACCGUUCUCAAAUCAAACGAAUUCAAAACUCUGACGAGUGUAUUUAAUUCUCUCUUUCAAAGACCUUUACAACAAACCAUGGGAAGAAUUGCUGAGAGAUUACCUUUUUUAUUGAGACGUGUUCCAAACAUUGACACUUUAAAUGAUUAUGUAGAAGAAUGUCAAACCACCUAUCAACAUGAAUGUCAAAACUCUACGGACCCUAUUCUCAUUGAGAAGUCACAAUGGAACACGGAUACUUCUUUGAAUGAACCUCCAACAUUUCCUUCUCUAUUUUCAUUGUAUCAGCAUUUACCGAAUGAUCAAUUUUUCGAAAAGGAACCUGCUACAGCUCCUGCGACACCGAUCGUUGUGACGAAACCUAAGGGGGUGCGUGGACGGCCAAAAGGCUCAAAGAAUAAGAAGACGCUAGAACGAGCACGAGGAGAGGUUGGAAAUUCUGGUUCUGUUGGUGGUGUGGCUAAUGCUAAUGGAGAAGCUUCUUCGUCUUCCACCAUACUAAACACUCAGCAAUCUGAAACGUCACAACAACAAGGCGUUGUCGUUCAGAAAAGAGGAAGGGGAAGACCCAAAGGUUCCAAGAACAAGCCAAAAACGUUGGAACAGCUCACCGAACAAAAGAAAAAGCAAUUGAACAAGCCAGUGGUUAGAAAAGUGUCUAAAAAUUCAUCUGGAUCCUCAAAGAAGAGAAAAACCUCAGAGAAUAUCACAAAUGUUGAUGAAGCGGAGGAUCAUGAAAAUUAA
Naegleria lovaniensis is the source of this 3660-nucleotide messenger RNA. RefSeq lists its product as uncharacterized. Bases 1 to 3660 code for a protein of 1219 amino acids. NCBI's taxonomy places the organism in Eukaryota, Heterolobosea, Eutetramitea, Acrasida, Naegleriidae. The transcript has a single exon. The record is from RefSeq and is a predicted model, not a curated record.